This is a messenger RNA of Dreissena polymorpha, 4962 nucleotides long. Its product is annotated as tripartite motif-containing protein 2-like. Gene Ontology annotation, molecular function: ubiquitin-protein transferase activity; metal ion binding. Gene Ontology annotation, biological process: positive regulation of DNA-templated transcription. The transcript has 3 exons. Gene Ontology annotation, cellular component: nucleoplasm; chromatin. Bases 277 to 2529 code for a protein of 750 amino acids. NCBI's taxonomy places the organism in Eukaryota, Metazoa, Mollusca, Bivalvia, Myida, Dreissenidae. The record is from RefSeq and is a predicted model, not a curated record.
GUAUUAGACUAUUAACAGGGCAUUAAACCAUUGGAUUAUGCUUGAAGUCAAAGCACCUUUGCAGGAACUGACAAUCAUAACAUAGGCCAUUCUUACAGAUGACACAGUUGACAAUAGGACUGCAUAAGCUUGAUAUUAUCUGGGAUUUUAUAUUGUCGCUCUUUGGUAGAGUAUCGGCUCAGAGCAGUUUGAAUAUAUAUAUGGACUAUUAUUGGACUAUUGGACUGGGCUCCAGGGACAUUAAUACCUAAUUGUGCGUUCAACAUUUAAAGUUAUAUGAAGUGGAAUAUACAAGCCAUGAUGGAUGCCCAGAGCGAGUGUGAGGUGAUCCCGCGUGAUUUCCUCUGCUGCAAACUCUGUGAGGAGGAGUAUAAGACUCCCAAGUAUCUCGUCUGCUUCCACUCCUUCUGUCAGACGUGUCUCCAAGGUUACCUCAACGAGCAUGGCAAUGGGGAUUCCUUCUGGUGUCCGAUAUGCGGAACAGAGACGAACAUCGAGGAGCUACGUGUGAAAAAUCUUCCAGACAAUAUUCUCGCUCAGCGACUUGGCAGUCCCAGCAUGAACUCUCAAGAAAAAGACAAGAUCUGCACCUUUUGCAAAAAUGGCGGGAAUUUCCUCGACGCAAAGAGUCACUGCAUUAACUGCGAGGAUUUUCUGUGCAGGGAGUGUACGGAUAUACACAUGACGCAGGCCGACACCACAGAACAUCAUCUUGAAACUAUGGAGGAAUACUCCAUGAGACUGGAAUACGAAGAGUCGGCUAAAUCAGGCCAUGUCGUGCCCCGUUGUUGCUCGAAUUACGAUCCCCUCGACAUAAGUGCUCUCUUUUGUGUGGACUGUGAUAUUGCCGUCUGCGGCGAUUGCCAUCUGGGUUACCACGAGGAUCAUCGCUGUGCAGAAAUGGUCGCUGUGGCAGCAAACUUUCAGACCAAAAUUAAACAACCGCUUGACGAAUUACAAAACGACGCAACACAACUUCAAGAGGCCAUGAUAGAGCUACAAAAGGCCGAAAUGAAAACUGUGGAACAGCAGAAAGACUUGCAUAAGAAAGUCAAGACUCGAUCCAAAUACCUGUAUGAUUUUAUCAGCCAGUAUGAAAGUGUUUUGCUGGAAGAGAUAGAUCGCAGACAUACCCAGAACCUGGAUGACAUUCACGAACGACGCAAGGAGCUUCAAAUGCAUCUCGCGGCGAUAGAUGGUAUCAGUGACUUCACGGAAAAGCUCAUGACCUAUGGGUCAUGCGAGGAGAAGGUGUUGAUGCGUAAAAAGGUUGGGAAGAGAGUCCGGGAGCUGUGUGAGGAACCGCUGCUUACUGACUCUAUGAAUCCUCCGAGUCUGAAUCUCACGGAACCAAACGUGGCCAUACAGGCUGUGUGUAACAUGUUUGGUGAACUUAAAGAUCCGGACCAACAGGUACAUGUUGUGACCGACCAAGUUAAUGUUGAUUCAGGACAUGAAAACAGUGAUACUGAAUCGAGUCGCAACUUGGAAAACAACUAUUUACAGAGAACUAACACAGUUGAAAGUGAUAUUUCAGAUGUCCUGGGAUCAACGCAAGAAAGCGACGCAAAGAUGUUAACGCUGAGCAACAACAGUGAUAACCUUAGAAACGUUACUUUUAACGAUGAGGUGGAAGAAACGGCCUAUGAGGCUCAAAAUGUCUUCAAUCUGGAGAAUCCAAUAAGGGAGAUAAUUCUUCCUCAAACAAUUCAGAAAGAGUGCAUAAAAGGAGUAGGGAUCAACAAAUAUGGUGAUAUUAUUGUCGGUGCUGCGGCUAGCAGCUAUCAAAUGGUGUACUUACUCGAAAAGCGCGGAAUAAUUCGUGGCCAGAUUCCAGUGCAGACCGGAUGGAAUAUCCACACUGUGGCGAGUGAUGGAAAAGUGGCAUUAAUUGUGGCAAGGGGGGAUAAUCGUUAUAAAGUUAAAGUCAUGAAAAAUGAUGGUUCUGGAAAAUUCCUGUGCAGUAUGCAGAUUGAAAAUCUAGGAAUCAAUUUCGUAACUGCUGACAACUUGGGUAAUCUUAUUGUGGCCUCAAAUCGAUACCCCCAUACCACGACCUCUGGAAAGAUGACAUCAAAGGCUGGGGGCAAUGUGAGCAUAUACGAUCAGCAAGGUCUUCUGAAACGCCGCAUUACAAACGAGGAUUACCAGGUCUUGGGGAUGUACGUGUUUGAAAAACCGCACUGCAUCGCUGUCGAUAAAGUCGGGAAUUUCUACAUCGCUGAUCCUGGAAAUCACAACGUUACAGGUUUCGACAAUACGGGAGAGCUGCUGUUCGAGUACGGAAACUCUGACCAUGAGGAUGAAAUAUAUGACGGUCCUGACCUCGUGUGCACUGACGGGAAAGGUCACGUGAUCGUUGCUGACAAGCGCAUGGGAAAGAUCGAUAUUCUCACAACAAAGGGAGAGCUGAGGAAGACCCUGGUAACGGAAGAUAUUAUUAAGUACAUUGCAGUGUCAACUGAUAAACAGCUCAUGUAUGCAACAGCUGAUGGGAGCAUCAAGUUUCAUGAAUAUUUGAACCUUUAGAGUAGUUUUUUUUCACUUAUACAAUCCAUGGUUUUUGUAGCCUUGUUAAGGUUACUUUUUGUCUUUAUUUUCCAAUAUAGUAACAUAGAACAUCAGUUUAUUUAUUAUUUUAUCUUUAAGUUAGUUAUUUUCUUAAACAGGCUUUAUUUUUAUUUUUUUUAUAGAGAUUUGUGUAUUGUAAUACAUUUUGAUUUGGUUUUCAUUAUACUAUAAAUUAUUUUUAGCGGUCUCUAUCAACAGUAUAAACACAUUUACAUUACAUAUAGGGCAAUUUCUAAAUUUUUGCUUUUGAGAAAUACAAACAGUGUUUGAAAAUAUUGACCAUGAACACAGUGUACCUUUCCUGUUGUAUGUGAUUUGCAAUCUGUGAAAUUUGCAAUCUGCACAGGCUAACCAGACAAAACAUUCUGCCUUAACUGGAUUUUUGCUACAAAGAUACUCCUUUUAAACAAAAAAAUAAUAUAAAAAUUGAAAGUGCCGUCCCUGACUGUGCCGACUGCACAGGCUAAUCAGAUGUCACUUUUCACACAUGCAUUAAGCCCUGUUUUCUCAGAGCAAGGCUCAUUUCAUUUAUGUGACUCUUUCAGUGCUGAAACCGACUUUUGAAGGCCUUUGCAAACAGUUUGGAUCCAGAUGAGACGCCACAGAACGUGGCAUCUCAUCAGGAUCCAAACUGUUUGCUACUCUGAUAGUAUUUAUUUUUUUAAUCGAAGAAAAUGCUAAUUUUAGAAAUUCAGCAGACGACAUUUUUGCAGACGACACAUUUCCCAGCAUGCAAAGGGUUAAUCGCUCAUUUUGUUUUUCAUAUCUGAUAGUAUUGCUAAGUUAGGCAAUAGUUAAUUGAAUGCGCUUUUUUAUUGCAACAGCUGUGAUACUGUAUUUGUGUUGUUUGACUUCAGUUGCUUUUUUAAUAUUUUCUAAAGAGAAUAUUUUUAGACAUAUACAAUAUUUAUCAUUUAAAAAAUAUAUUAGUAUCAUACCUUUGUUUGACUGUGUGCCUCAUUUAAAUUUUGCUUAAUUUAAAUGAAUAGUACUUAUUGAAGUAUAUUUAAAUAUCGAGCAUAUUUUUUUGCAUGCAAGACCGCUUCCGAAGCAGCCAGAAGCCAAUUUCAUGUUUGCUCAUAUAUGUGUUGAUAUCGUAGUCUGAAAUUCACAUGCAAUAUAUUUUGAAAAAAUAAUAAUAUAAACGAGCAUUUUGUAUACCGCUAAAUGUUUGUUACCAGACCACAUCUAGCAUUUAACUCUUUCAGUGCUGGAACCGAAUUUUGAAGGCCUUUGCAAACAGUUUGGAUCCAGAUGAGACGCCACAGAAUGUGGCGUCUCAUCAGGAUCCAAACUGUUUGCUAUUCUUAUAGCAGUCUUUGAAAAAAAUCGAAGAAAAUGCUAAUUUUAGAAAUUCAGCAGACAACAUUCUAGCAGACAACAAUUUUCCCAGCAUGCAAAGGGUUAAUUUUUGGCAAUCGCUAUUAGGAAGAUUGAUUUGUUAUGUCUUAACUUUAUUUUUCAAAAUAUUGCACAAAAUAUUUUUUUAUUUUGAGUGUUUAUCGGCAUUUAACAAUACCAGUUAGUGGAUCAAUUAUUGGAUCAAUUCUUACUUCAACAUAACCAAAAUCUUGUGUUUUUUUUAAAUAAAAAUCUGUGUUCUUUUGAAAGACAAAAUACCAGUAACAAUUCGCCAAGUUGUUUAUGUUUAUGUACUUAUAAUUUGAAAUGUUAAUUUUUAUUUUGUUGGAGUUCAUACUUUACCAGCAUGGCAUUUACAAAUGUAAAUUCAGCAAUUCUAACUUAUCUGAUGAUUUACUAUUUAAAUGUCUUUUAAGUACCUAACUAAAUUAUAAGCAUUUAGCACAUAAGGAUGAGUAAAAGACUUAUGAAAUUGCUGUAUUUGUGUUACAUAUUUUGUAUAUUACAUAUUUUUUGUUACAUAUAAAAGCUUUAGGCUUCUUACAAGUAAUACAAAUGAAAAAUCUUCCAGUUUUUCCCUACAAUACAUCGUAUUUUGUAUCUUGAUUACUAAAAACUAGGUUUGAUCAAUAAAAUUUGCAGAUUGUCAGCAAUUAGUACACUAUAGAUACAUACAAGUAUGAAGACCCUAUUUAAGUUUCCAUCCAUGCUCGCUUAAAACUUUACAAAGCUGGACCUGAAAUAUAUGUUUGGGACCCCAAAUGAUAAAAUACAAAUGAAGGUUUUCUUGAUAAAAUGUGAUGAUCAUGGUUGACAAUAUCUUUUUCUGUCAUACAAAUGUACUCACAUUUAUAUCCUGAGAUUUCCAUAUUUCUCAAUUGUUAGCAAGCCUGCAUAUAGAGCUAGACAUUUAAAAAAAAACAACGUAUUUUGUUACAUAUUUGUUCGAUGUACCGGUAGUUAACAGAACAUACUGUUACGUUAUAUUGUUUGAGAUAAUUCUGUCUAUUAAAAUAAACAUUUAAAAAG